UCCUCAUUUGGCGCUAGCGGAGAGAUGGCUCGGACGAAGCAGACGGCUCGAAAGUCAACUGGCGGCAAAGCGCCCCGCAAGCAGCUGGCGACCAAGGCUGCCCGUAAGAGCGCGCCCGCUACGGGCGGCGUGAAGAAACCUCACCGCUACCGCCCGGGCACCGUCGCCCUGCGAGAGAUCCGCCGCUACCAGAAGUCCACCGAGCUGCUGAUCCGCAAGCUACCCUUCCAGCGGCUGGUGCGGGAAAUCGCCCAGGACUUCAAGACCGAUCUGCGCUUCCAGAGCUCGGCCGUCAUGGCGCUGCAGGAGGCGAGCGAAGCCUACCUGGUGGGGCUGUUCGAGGACACCAAUCUGUGCGCCAUUCACGCCAAGAGGGUGACCAUCAUGCCCAAGGACAUUCAACUGGCGCGCCGCAUCCGCGGGGAGAGAGCUUAGAUCUGCCGCUUCUCCGGAAAACACCACCAUACCCAAAGGCUCUUUUAAGAGCCGCCACCUUCGUCUCGAAAGGAGCUCGAGCCCAUUUGUCAACCAAAUCCCAUGGGGGGCUAAGUAAAUACCGUUGCCCCCACAGUGUACCUAAAUUGUAGCAGAAAAAGGGUGACUUCUGAAGCAUUUAUUCUGUACGCCUUGUUUUAUUUGAAGCCCUAAUUGUUCUAGACACAGUAAAUAACCAUUAUAUCAACCGCCAUUUUGGGAUCGGGAAAAUUCUGUAUACUUUGAAGAUUUAUGACUAACUGUAUAAAGGAAUUGUUUUGUGUAGCUUUGGAAGGGUUGUUUCACCUCAAUUGUCCACGAGCCCGGCAACCUCUAUGCUUGCCCAAGGGCAGUCUCGAAGAUUCUGAUCCUUCUCAGAUGAGUGAAAAAAGGGGAACCUAAAUUUCUAAUUUCCCGCCCAACAGCCGGGAGACCGUUGAAAACUACCCUAAAUUCAACUUGACUCUUUCACCCGGAACUCUAGCAAUUUGCAUGUAGGGGAGGGCGCCUCCUGAAUUUUGGAUAAUAAAGAGCAAGGUAGUCA
Molecule: messenger RNA, 1018 nt
Organism: Thamnophis elegans (Western terrestrial garter snake)
Lineage: Eukaryota; Metazoa; Chordata; Lepidosauria; Squamata; Natricidae
Product: histone H3
Exons: 1
Coding region: 25-435 (136 amino acids)
Cellular component (GO): nucleosome
Molecular function (GO): DNA binding; protein heterodimerization activity; structural constituent of chromatin
Source: RefSeq, a predicted model, not a curated record